Messenger RNA from Phragmites australis (common reed), 3110 nucleotides. RefSeq names its product adenine phosphoribosyltransferase 1. The coding region runs from base 136 to 612 and encodes 158 amino acids. Gene Ontology annotation, biological process: adenine salvage. The transcript has 6 exons. NCBI's taxonomy places the organism in Eukaryota, Viridiplantae, Streptophyta, Magnoliopsida, Poales, Poaceae. Gene Ontology annotation, molecular function: adenine phosphoribosyltransferase activity. Gene Ontology annotation, cellular component: cytosol; cytoplasm. The record is from RefSeq and is a predicted model, not a curated record.
UUACAACCGACGGCUCGCGGCGCGGCGCGCAUAAAAGCGCGGAGCUGGGCGGAGCAUGCCCCCCCCGUGUGGCCGCCUCCUCCUCCGCCGCCUCCCCCUCUCCACGAGCCCGGGCGCGCGCGCGGGUCGGCGGUGAUGGCGUCCAGCGACGGGCGCGUGGAGCGGAUCGCGUCGAGCAUCCGCGUCAUCCCCGACUUCCCCAAGCCAGGGAUUAUGUUUCAUGAUAUCACGACGUUGCUCCUUGAUCCAAAGGCAUUUAGUGACACGAUUGACCUCUUUGUUGAGAGGUACAAGGACAAGGGGAUCACUGUAGUUGCUGGCGUUGAAGCUAGAGGAUUUAUUUUUGGUCCUCCAAUUGCAUUGGCAAUAGGUGCAAAGUUUGUACCACUGAGAAAACCGAAAAAGUUACCUGGUGAGGUGAUCUCUGAAGAGUAUGCUUUAGAAUAUGGCACCGACAAAAUAGAAAUGCAUGUAGGAGCCGUGGAGCCCAAUGAUAGGGCGCUCAUCGUUGAUGAUCUUAUUGCCACUGGUGGAACCCUGCUUGCAGCUGUCAAGCUUCUUGUUCCCAUUCUGGCUUUAUACGUCUCAAGGAGGAUGGCAGCUUUUUCAUGAUGGGGAUAUGAUCAGACAGUGGCUUUGCCAUUUGGAGCAGCUAGGUGCCUGGAUAGUCGCUGAUCCAGUUUGCAUAUGUGAAACACCAAUCAAUCUGCUCUAGAAGGGGGUCUUCUUUCAUGUUACUCUAGGUGUAUUUUCUUCCUUUGAGAGGAAUUUGCAAGAGACUCAGAUUACUAAUAAUGCCAUUGAAGAUAAAGACAUCAUUCAUAUUGUCACCCUUCCUGUUCCUAUCAGUUAAAGAUCUAUAGAAAUUAAAAUCUCCAAUGAGCAUCCAGUUUUCCUCCUCCUCAAUUUGAAGAUUGUUAAGCCAACUUACAAAUUCAUCUCUUUCUGGGCCCUUACAGGGACCAUAAAUAGUGGAUAGCUUCCAAGAGUUAUCAUUGUGAACUGAAGUAAAUUUUACCGUCACUGCAAAUCUGUUAAUGUGCACUGUUUCUCCCGUGAAAAAGGAGCUAUUCCAGCCCAUCAGAAUUCCGCUUGAACUGCCAACUGAUGGCAAGUAAGCAAACUUAUUGAAUUUCUUAGGAGCCAGCUUUUUGAUAAAGGGGUGAUCAAAAUGUUCCCUUUUUGUUUCCUGAAUGCAGAAAAUUGCACAGGCACUUUCAUCAAUCUUUGCUCUGAUUGCAUUACAUUUAUCCUCAGAAUUGAGCCCUCGUAUGUUCCAGUUUAGUAUGUUCCAACUGCGCUUGUUUGAAUUAUCCAUAUAUACCGUGUUUUGUUCUGAAGAUGUCUGUAUAACCCAAGGUUAUCAGAAUAAAAACAUCCAGGGGAGGAGGCAAACAAGCGACAAUAGUUAACCAUAGCAAAAGAGGUUCUGUAACCAAACAUGGUGCACCAAUGGUGCACCAAGAACCAUAGUAGCUAGACUUAGGAUAGAAGUGCAUAGCAUCAUCCAUAUUACACGUAUUUAAAACAGGGCAAACCCUGUUGAUGAUAGCAAAAUAAAAGAGUCUAUCCAUCUGUUGGAUCAAUGAGCUCCACCGUGCUGUCUCCAUCAGCCCUUCCCUCCUCUUCCUUCCUGGCCAGGAGCAGGUCAGCAGUGACCUCCGAAGGAGAUAGCUGACAUCAUCCCUCUGCAAUCUUCUGGAUUUCCACCACCAGAAUUUCAGGAUAGACAGCCAGAUUUAUCAAAUUCAUCUAGAGUGGAAAGACCUGGACACUCAACAGCUUGAUUAAAGUUUGUAAUGAGAAUUUUACUAGCAAGCUGUUUAGGAUCAGCGAUUCUCUUCCUGCAAGAUCUGCUCCUGGUUCAGGCUCUAGAAAACUGAACCAUUUGCCCUGUAGUUCAAUUCUGGAUUCUUGUGCUUCUUCUGAGCCCAUCUUCAGUGAGGGGAGGACACUUUCUCUUCCUAGGUUCUCUCUUGGUAUACUUAGCUUUGUCUUGGGUAACAAAAACUUCAGGGAAUUCAAGAAAUAUGUGACCUCAUUCUGUGUUGACUUCUGAUGUUUGCCCUGAAACCUUCUUAUUCAGCAGCCUCUUUCUGUAAUAGAUCCUGGUAAAUGCUGGUUUAGUGAUAUGUGUGGUUAUGCAUCUGGCUUUCUGUUCAGGCCCACUUGCUUCUAUGGUCUUCAUUGGGGUUGUCCCCUUCUGAGAUAUCUGAGCCUGUUCACCUAUUCUGCUCAUUUCAACUCCAAUGAUCUUGACUCUGUCUAGAUGUAUCUGAAUGAGAGGAGGAAUUGGAAGAGUGAUCAUGCUUUUCCCUAGACCUUGAGGCUGCUGAGCAUAGCUCUCAACAAAUCUCUUCAGGUUGUCAGCAAGGAAUUGCACAUAAUCAUUCUGCUCAUACAGGUUUUUAUUCUGCAGUGCUUUAGAGGAUACAGGCUCUUGAUUCCCUUGGAUAUGCAAUGGUUGCUGACAGCUCUGAUCAAGUACCAGCUGUUGUGUGCUUCUGAUUUUAGUUUCUCUUGAAGUUCCCUUGCCUUGAAUGAAAAAACAUGGCACUUCAGUGAAGGCUGGCUGGUUGACAGAACUGGCAUUGGAGAUCUGGUCCUGCUACAUGCCCUGUGCUUGAUUUAGCUGACAAAUCUGUUCCAUAUGCUGAUCAGCCAAGAGUGCCACUGUUUCUGGUUCCCCUAGGAGAACAGGGCCCUCAAAAGGGUGAGGAUUCCAUUGUUGGCUGGAGGUGGGUCCUCAUCAGCAGGCAUAACAUCAACAUGGUCCCCCGAUAGAGAGACUGAUGAGGGACCAGCACGAGGGGAAGGAGAAGCGUUUCUCGCUCUCCUAUUAGCGGAACCUGCUCUGCUAACAGAGUACCCUUGAUCAUACGUGGGCCUGGGACCCAACAAUGCCUUCUACUAGAAAGCCUCUUAAAGCAGUGAUUGGCCUUAUGGCCGUAAUUAAAGCAAACAAGCAACGAUCUCAAAGGAACAAUAUUUGAUAAAGUGACCUUCUCUGAGACAUUUAACUCAGGACAUUAAACCCGAAUAAGGAGAUGGGUUAGGAAAAGAACCAGCCUGGACGUGCUGUGUAGGUGGAGGAGCCAUCGCCACUCUUG